Dissoconium aciculare CBS 342.82 is the source of this 957-nucleotide messenger RNA. RefSeq lists its product as uncharacterized. The transcript is spliced from 2 exons. NCBI's taxonomy places the organism in Eukaryota, Fungi, Ascomycota, Dothideomycetes, Mycosphaerellales, Dissoconiaceae. The record is from RefSeq and is a predicted model, not a curated record. Gene Ontology annotation, biological process: Golgi to plasma membrane transport; conjugation with cellular fusion. Gene Ontology annotation, cellular component: trans-Golgi network; exomer complex. The annotation marks the transcript as partial. Gene Ontology annotation, molecular function: protein dimerization activity.
CACAGUCGAUCGGCAAGCAUGUUGGUCUCACUCACAGUCGGCAAAGUCGAUGCCGGAGUAGCUGUCCUCCUUACCGAAGACAAGCGCUUGAUUGAAUUUCCAUCCAUCCUCCUCCCGCCAGACAUCCACUCCGGCAGCAUCGUCGACAUCAAUGUCUCCCGCAAUCAGCACGCCGAGCUCAUCGCCGAGCAAAAGUUCGCCGCGCUACAGUCAGACAUUCUCGGCGCAUUCGGUUCGCGCUCGCCCUCUGCGCCUGUCCUACGCUGCCGCAAUGCGACUCAGACCAGCAUCGUCCUCGAAUGGGACCCCGUCGAUCUUGCGACCGCAGAGCUGCGCAGCCUGAGCCUAUAUCGUAACGGCACAAAGGCCGGUGUCAUCCCAAAGGACAAGCUGAGCACGAAGAUUAGUGGUCUUGCGCUGGAUACGGACUACAAUUUUCAGCUGGUCCUACGUACCAGUGCCGGUCAGUAUGCUUCAGAGAAGAUCACGGUCCGCACGCACAAGAUGACGGACCUCACGGGCAUCACCAUCACCCCGGGUAUCAUGGCGCCGCAAUUGAAAGACAGCUUGGCGGAGACGGUCAACCAAAUCGGUGCAAAGAUGAUCGACACCGUCCGCAUUGACACCACCCACUUCGUCUGUACGGACCCUCGCGGUCAGGCAUGGGAGAAAGCCGUAGAGAUGAACGUGCCCGUAGUGGUGCCAGAUUGGCUCAAAGGUUGCGAAAGGGAAGGACGCAUCGUCGGUGUCCGAGGAUACUAUCUCGACGCGGAUCCCAAACUCCGUCAGAUCGGCCCCACCACGACAUCGUCGCAGCAGCGCGGCAGCGUCUCCAGCGUGGUCACUCGCGACGGCCCACGCAUCGAGCAUACUCCGCCUACCCCUGAACAGAGCCGCUCCGGCGGCGAGCGCGAAGGCAACACCUCGACCAUCGAACCUCCCACGCCUCCGCCGAAG